This is a messenger RNA of Suillus discolor, 4271 nucleotides long. RefSeq lists its product as uncharacterized. The record is from RefSeq and is a predicted model, not a curated record. The transcript is spliced from 9 exons. Gene Ontology annotation, biological process: regulation of transcription by RNA polymerase II; chromatin remodeling. Gene Ontology annotation, cellular component: nuclear chromosome; nucleus. NCBI's taxonomy places the organism in Eukaryota, Fungi, Basidiomycota, Agaricomycetes, Boletales, Suillaceae. Gene Ontology annotation, molecular function: transcription coregulator activity. Bases 266 to 3847 code for a protein of 1193 amino acids.
CUAGCUCAACCGCCAAGCGCUCCUAAUCAGCAACAUCACGAGCGGGGCCCAAGCCUGACGCACGAUCGCCCACCGAGCCAACAUGGGAGACACGACCGUGCCUCAAGUCAAUCCCAUGACAGGCAGCCCAGCCAGCAACCGCAGGACAUCUCUCAGGUCACCGAUCGCCCCUCCUCAUCUGCUUCCAUUCGCUCCCAUCACUCCCAUCAUAACCUUGAUUCUGGCUUGAUGCCCCCACCAUCCUCUCGACCCGGUACUUCUUAACAUGCCGCUCAGUGCCAACAUCAAUCCUAACAUGAACGUCAGCAGUAACAUCAACCCUCACAUGAACCAGGCCUCGAAUAUCAACCCUGUGAUGAACCCAAUUCAGGCCCAGCAGAACAUGAACUCCGUCAUGCACAUGAACAUGGCACCGUCGAAUAUUAAUCCCGUGAUGAACCAGGUUCAGAAUAUGAAUAUGAAUCCGCAUCUGAAUCACCCUCCGACGAGAGCGGAUUCUGCGCAUGGACUUGCUGCGUCGCCAAAGCAAUCACCGAGGAUGUCGGGGAUGAUGAAUCUUGCUGGUGGCCCUCCUGGAGGCAUGCCCGGUAGCAUGGGCGGCCAGAUCAACCUUGGAAUGACAGGCAUGCCAAGCGGUGGAAUGGGAAUGCAUGGUGCCCCCAUGAGUGGCGCCCCUGGUGGUGGCAUGAACAUGAGUAUGGGCGGCAAUAUGAACACCGCCAUGGGAACAAUGGGCAAUGCUGGUGUAGGUAGCAUGGGGAAUGUACCCAGUAUGGGCGGCAUGGGUAAUCUUGGCUCAGUGAACAUGAAUGCCAACACUAUCGGCGGUUUAGGAGCCGGUGGCAGCAUGCUAGGCGGAGCGGGGGGAGGUCUUAUGGGCCCCCCUGUGAUUCCUCAAUCCAUUCAGCGACCAGAAAGAGACCAGAUCAUGCAGAGAGAACGCUCGAGCUCGCUCCAUGCACGUGAACAGAGUAUACCUCCGGCGUCUGCUGCACCGUUUAUGGGUCAGAGUCUUGAUAAUGCCAGCGUCCAGGGAUUGGGAAAUAUGGCUGGUGGCAUGGGUGGCAUGCCUCGGCAACAAUCCCAACCGCCAAUCAACACGCAUCAGCAAUCCCCUGCCCGUCAAAUCCCCUCCGGCCACCGUUCCCCCAUACCUCUUGUUCGCAAGGCCGGAGAGAUACCCGCCACACCGGCGAUUUCCGGCACCCCAAACCCCGCCGCACCACAUCCAGGCGCAGCUGCGGUCCCGAAACUCCCCCCUCAUCUUGCAGGGCUCAAUCCCGCCGUAACCAAGAUCUCGUUAAUCCCUUACACUGUACAUUCGAAACCCGAAACAACCACCGAUGGCGAAGACGAGAAGGUGCCUGUCGAAGGUGCGACUGAUUCCGAAGACGCCGCUACUUCCUCGCAGGUCAAAGUCGAAGAUCCAGUAAAAUUGCUGACCCCAUCGGAGAUCACCAUGUUGAAGGAAAUCAUGAAACGCGAUACAGCAUACGAUGCACUACACCGUACCAAACAAGCACGUAUGGCCCAGGAAUUGCGCACGCAUGGUCCUGCGUCGCGAAGUGCCUGGUGGGAACGUGAUCACGUUCCGACCAUGGGCAUGAACCGUAGGCCCGAACGUUUCGAUGUGAGAUAUCCAAGAGCACCCAAUGCGGACCGGGGCUCGAAUAUCAAUUCGAGGAAGAAGGGUGUGAGGAGAGAAGGCAUUCGGAUCCCUAGGAAACUUCCACCUCAGCUGGCCAACCGCCCUGAGCAACUCGUGCCGAUCAGACUUGAGUUCGAUGUGGAGCAUCAUAAGAUGCGCGAAACCUUUGUAUGGAAUCUCAAUGAUCCUGUCAUCACUCCCGAGCAUUUUGCGCAGACGCUCGUCGAGGAUUAUGCGCUACCCCAGAAUUAUCACGGUGUCAUCACGAGAGCAAUUCAAGAGCAGUUGAGCGACUUCAAGGCUCAUAUUGCCCGUGUUGACGGCGACUGGAAACCUCCAUCCUCAGCGAGGGAGAUGGCGCUGACGGACGGCUAUAAGGCAGACGAAGAAGACGGGAAUGACGCAGACAUGCGGGAGACGGACGCUGAAGACAUUGCCGACGACUAUAAUCGCAAGCUUCUUGAAGAUGAUGACCUGACCAUGGUGGACCGGGGUGGUCUUGACGACGAGGACAUGAAAUGGUGGGAAUCAUGGCGCAAACGAUCACGGCAAGAAAGCGCAUUUACUCGCAGCAUAUCCUUGAGGAAUCAACGUAAGCGUCGUAAGGUGGCCUCAGUCACGGUCGAGGAAAGCGACGCAUUCGAGACUGACAAGGAAAUACCACACAUUGUGGAUGAGAUCGAGAUCGAUGAGAAGACGGUGCAUGAAGAUUUAAGGAUCUUAAUCAAGCUCGACAUUAUCGUCGGAUCUAUGAAGCUGGAUGAUCAGUUUGAAUGGGAUCUUGAGAAUGUAGAUGCUUCCCCUGAGCAAUUCGCGGACGUAUAUGUGAAAGAGUUGGGCCUUGGUGGGGAAUUCAAAACGGCCAUCGCACAUUGCAUACGCGAACAAGUUCAAAUUUAUCAAAAAUCGCUGUUUCUCGUUGGUCACCCCUCAGAUGGUUCUACUGUCCAAGACGAUGACCUGCGCAUGUCCUUCCUGCCCAGCCUUGCAUCCGGCGCUAGGGCAAUGGAUCAAGUAUCAUCGUUUACACCUUUGCUCAACUAUCUCAGCGACGGCGAGAUUGAACGUAGUGAGAAGGAGAGGGAGAAAGAGCUCACCAAGCGCAGGAAACGGAAUACUCGAGGACGUCGAGGUAUUGCCUUGCCAGAUCGGGAGCCUAAUCGCACGUACCGCACACCUGCCUUGGGUUUCCCAGAGCUGGAUGCUGCAACCCUUGCGUUGGCCGCUGCGAACGCGCCAACUUCGAGACGUGCUGCGGCCGCCGCCGCUUCUCUCACGAUCGCCAACAUGGUUGCCUCAGAAAAUGGCACAAGCAUCAUGCCGCUGCAGCUGCCUCCCCAGCAGAUCACAUCCACUGCUGUCACUACUGGAAAAGAGAAGAAACCGAAAGGGUUGUUCAAAGCGCCAUCGUAUCCUCCUUCUGUCCUUCGGCCUCGUGCUCAGGUCACUGCUCCCACACCAUCGACAGCGGUUGAAUCGACGUCGAUGUUGCCUCCAUCGUUCCUUGAUACUGAAGCACCUGCCUCCUCAGUUAGUAUCCCUGCCCCCGAUUCGCGAGCUGUCGCAAAGAAAGCCAAGGAGCUCGAAAGGGAGGCUAAGGAAAAAGAGUUCGUCGACGGACAGCAUGCUAAUGUGAUCAAUGGGGUGUGGCACUGCUCUAACUGCGGCUGUCCGGAUAGCGUUGCUAUCGGACGAAGAAAGGGUCCUUUGGGCGACAAAUCGCAAUGUGGCACAUGCGGCAAAUUCUGGCAUCGACACCGCAGACCACGUCCUGUAACAUAUAACCAAGAUCCUGAGUACCAUUUGAGCCUCAGGCGCGAAACAGAACAGGUCAAAACCGGGGUGAAACGAAAAGGACGAGCGCCGAAUUCUCAGGUGGCUGCUGAUGGCCAAGAUACGCCUAGCCGACAGAAAUUAGACGUUUUCGUCGAUAUCUCUACUCGAUUACCUGUACCAGCUUCCGAAGACGACAGAGCCAUGUCGCCAGUAUCGACUGCGUCUAGUGAUACAGAAGCUCCUCUUGCCCAGCGCGUCACAAAAGUCAACGGUGCCAAUCACGCAGGAGUUGCGUCGUCAUCUGGGACCCCUCCUCCAACAAGCAACGGGAUUGUACGUCCCAAGUCACCUAGGGAAAGUAGUGCUCCGCUUCCAAAUGGCUCAUACGUGAGCGUUUUCCCUCUGAGACCAGGAUCUUAUUGAUGCUGAAUGUUAAGUGAACAGGCCCCUCCGCCAUGGCUAACCACGGCAAUUCGUUCGCUUCAAGAACAAUACCCAGAUGACAAGUUCGAAGCAAUCCUACGUCGAGCUCCCCCGCGUACUGUAUUAGAGUGGAGGAUGAAAUGUCUGGAUUGCCCCGGCAAGUUAUAUAACUCUGGGCCUGGGGAUACGCUGCAGAACUAUGAAGUCCAUCUCAGAAACCGACAACAUCGCUUACGGGUGAACUCCCGCCUGACGCAGGCGCCAGCAUCAUAACGGACGAUUUGCAUUGUAUUGGCUGGCUUGCGCUAUUUUAGUAUUUUUCUUUGUGCCAUUUGUUGUGUGCUCAUCUGCUAUCUGUAUAACGUAUAUACCUUUGCUUGUAAUCGCUAUUGGAUUACGUAACCCUGGUCGUCUGCUGGAGAAC